AUGAAGGGGGAGCCUGCUCCAGAGCUGGGUUGUUGCCACAAGACCAAGCCCCUGGGGAGCACAGGGGAUUCUUUGUCCCCCCACCUGGACUCCCAGCUCUGCAAAGAUGGCCAGGUCUUCCCAGCCUUCAAGCCACAUCCAGACACAGUGGAUCCUCAUGGCCAGUCCUGGGCCAGCUGGCUCUGCCCAUGGCCGCUGGCACCAGCCAAGUCUGCCCUGCUGGCCUGCCCCCAGGGCCUGGACCUAUACCUGUGCGCCCUGCAGUCGACAACCCCAGCAGCAGCCCCGCGGGGUCUCAGAGAGGAUGCUUUGAGCACACGGCACCUGCCACCAAGGCCGCCUGCCAGCUCCUCCAGUGGCGAGAAACUCCCAGCCAAGUGUCCUCCGAGCAGGGACAAGAUGGGAAGCCAGACAGAAAGAGCUGGCAAGGGGUCCCCCUGCCCAUCCUUCUCUCCUCCCAACAGUUCUUCCCUAAAUUCUUGGCAAAAUAAGAAGAGCCCCUUGGCUUUCUGCUCCUGCCCCACACCCCCACCCAACUCCAAAGAACUCUCCUCCCAUUUCUGCCCAUUCUACCCUGCCUACCCAUUUUUCCUGCCCCCUCCUUACCUGGUCACGUGGGGGGGCCUACCUUCAGUGCAGUGUCCCCCCCUCUUCAAGCUGCCCCAAGACACCCCCUAUGCCACCAUGGCUGUGCCCAGCUUGCUGAUUAACGUCAAUGAGCCUGAGCACCCCAGCACCUGGGCAGAGACCCUGCGCCCCUACCCAGGGGCCUGUCAAGACUCCGGCCAAACCCAACCCUCCCAGAGUCAGAAUCCGGGCCCUGCCACUGCCCGGACCUACUCCACGGGACCGGAGCGGGCUGGCAGGGCGGCUGCAGGAAAGCGGGCCCCGCUGGGCUCCCAGGCUGGCUCUGCAGCACUGCCUUACCCGCUGAAGAAAGAGAACGGCAGAAUCCUGUACGAGUGCAACGUGUGCAGUAAGAGCUUCGGGCAGCUCUCCAACCUCAAGGUCCAUCUGCGUGUGCACAGCGGGGAACGCCCGUUCCAGUGCGCCCUGUGCCAGAAGAGUUUCACCCAGCUUGCCCACCUGCAGAAGCACCACCUGGUGCAUACUGGGGAGCGGCCCCACGAGUGCCCGAUGUGUCACAAGCGCUUCAGCAGCUCCAGCAACCUCAAGACCCACCUGCGCCUGCACUCGGGGGCACGGCCUUUCCAGUGCAGUGUCUGCCCAAGUCGCUUCACCCAGCUCGUUCAUCUGAAGCUGCACCUUCGUCUGCAUGCCCCACGGCCCUGUGGUCUGGCUCACACCCACCUGCCCCUGGCAUCUCUCACCUACCUUGCCCGCUGGCACCAGGGGGCCCUAGAUCUUCUGGCAGUGCCAUCAGAGAGGCAGAUGGACUGGGACGUGGACAAGGUCAAGGUGUCCUCGGCAUCCUGGGGCCAGUAA
Rangifer tarandus platyrhynchus (Svalbard reindeer) is the source of this 1446-nucleotide messenger RNA. NCBI's taxonomy places the organism in Eukaryota, Metazoa, Chordata, Mammalia, Artiodactyla, Cervidae. The record is from the annotation of a GenBank genome assembly.